AUGUCACAGAGAACAGAUUUUCCAAUAGCUCUUGCCCUGAAGGCCAUCGUGACCCUGGACACUCUGCAGGUCCUGGACUUCCGUGGAGUGGGUCUGGAGCGCUGGCUGGUCCUGGAGCUGGCCCCUCAGCUCUGCUCUCAGACUCACCCUCUGCCCUUCGAGUUCAGGGCUCUGGAGGCCAUUCUGCAGCACAGGGUGAAUGCUCUCCAGACCAGACUGAGCGACCUGGAGCCGGUCCUCCUGGACACGCUGGAGUCUCUGGUGGACCCCAAGCUUCUCUCUGCGGAUCGAAGCAAACUGCACGUGCUUCUUCAGAACAGCAAGAGUUUGUCUGAGCUUGAGACGGACAUUAAAGUGUUCAAAGAGUCACUGCUGAAGAUCCUGGACGAAGACGAGAUGAUCGAGGAGCUUUGUCUGACCAAGUGGACCGAUCCCAGAGUCUUUGAGGAGAGCAGUCUGGGCAUCGACCACGCAGAGGAGAUGGAGCUGCUGCUGGAGAAUUAUUACAUGCAGGCUGAGGAUCUCGGGAACAAGUCCAGGGAGCUGAAGGGGCUCAUCGAUGAUUCUGAAAGUGUCAUUUUCAUCAAUCUGGACAGCCAUCGCAACACCAUGAUGCGGCUGAACCUACAGCUGACCAUGGGCACCUUCUCCCUGUCUCUGUUCGGUCUGAUCGGAGUGGCCUUCGGCAUGAACCUGGAGUCGUCCUUUGAAGAGGACCCCCGGGUGUUCUGGCUCGUCACUGGCUUCAUGUUUCUGGGCAGCGGCUUAAUCUGGAGGCGACUGCUUUCAUUUUUGGGGCGCCACCUAGAGCCCUCAUUGAUUCCUCCAGUUUGGAAGAGAAACCUGAAAGGAGGAGGUCUCAGAUGA
Messenger RNA from Knipowitschia caucasica, 867 nucleotides. NCBI's taxonomy places the organism in Eukaryota, Metazoa, Chordata, Actinopteri, Gobiiformes, Gobiidae. The record is from the annotation of a GenBank genome assembly.